AUGAUAUCGCUACUUCCAGACCUGGACCAUUUGACGGGCGACGAGCAGGCGUGGUUUCUGACGUUUGCGUCGUCGGUGGCCUGCAUUCUGGGCUGUCUGAUUCUCUACGUGGACAGCGUCAUCUACGGGUUCCGACGCCUCAAGGGCUGGAUCACCGGAGAACCUGCGGGCGAAACGGAGGAUCUGUGGAACUCCAAGGGCUUUCUGAUCAUCUCGCUGUCGCUGUCAGGCGGCAUUCUCAUCUUCACCGCUCUUUACAGACUGUUUCCCCAGGCGCUGGUCUACCUGGAACACUCGGAGCUGCUGACGCCCCAACAAAGCAACUUUCUGGUUCUGGUCAUGUUCACCAGCGGCGUCAUUGUCUGUGCCGGAAUCAACUACCUGGUUCACGCCGCCACCUCCAAAUCAAUCGUCCAUUGCGUGCACGGAGACGAACGAAAAGAUAGCGCCGUCACCGCAACCUCCUCCUCCAGCCACACCCACACUGAACUACCACCACCACGUGCCCACACCCAGACACGAACCCACAGUCACGUCCAUGGUGGACACCAUCACGUGCAUCACCAGGAUUCUCCCCUCACCCACGCGACCCACACACACGUGAUCCCCGCGGGAGAAAUGUCCGAAAGCACCCCCUUGCUCCAUGUGGCUCCCAGAAAGCGGUCGAUUCUCGAUCUGGCCCAUGAAACCAUCAAGGGAGCGGCUCCUGUCGGAGAGUGUCGAGGAUACACCUGUGGCGACUGUUGUGCGCCCGAGGAUCAGGUGAUUUGCGACCCCGAUCCGUUUGAAGAGCCGUUUGCUUACCCCGGAGAAGAAUUCCGGUUCCAGGACGACCAUGCUCACGUUCACCAUGAUCGAGAGGACAUAGACGACAUUGAUCCUCUUGACGACCACCAUCAUGAUCACGACCAUCACGAUCACGAUCAUGACACUGAUCUGGAACACCAGGUCCAUCACCAUCAUGUUUCCACCCGACGUUCGCAUCUGUACUCCAUUGCGCUUCAGACGGGUCUGGCCAUCACUCUACACAAGCUUCCCGAGGGCUUCAUCACCUUUGCCACUUCUCACGCAGACAAGGAGCUCGGGCUCAACGUGUUUCUGUCGCUGGUGGUUCACAACUUCACCGAGGGAUUCACGAUUGCAUUUCCCUUUUACGCGUCGCUUCGGAAAAAGUGGCAGGCCGUGUUGCUGGCGUCCAUUCUGGGCGGCUGUUCCCAACCUCUGGGAGCAGUGGUGGCCUGGCUCAUGUUCCGGCACCAGAACCUGCAUACGGAUGCCACCGAUAUUCUGUAUGGGUCAAUUAUGGGCAUGACGUGCGGGUUUCUGUGCAUCAUUGGGCUGCAGAUGUACGGCACCGCCAUUGGUUUUGGAGGCACACAAAAGGUGUGUCUUACCAGUGCGUUUGCCGGUAUGUUUAUUGUUGGUUCUUGUUAUGCCUUGACCGCUUAG
Molecule: messenger RNA, 1449 nt
Organism: Yarrowia lipolytica CLIB122
Lineage: Eukaryota; Fungi; Ascomycota; Dipodascomycetes; Dipodascales
Biological process (GO): zinc ion transmembrane transport
Cellular component (GO): fungal-type vacuole membrane
Molecular function (GO): zinc ion transmembrane transporter activity
Source: RefSeq, a predicted model, not a curated record